Calypte anna (Anna's hummingbird) is the source of this 1954-nucleotide messenger RNA. It is a transcript of the gene ELF3, whose product is annotated as E74 like ETS transcription factor 3. Gene Ontology annotation, molecular function: sequence-specific DNA binding; DNA-binding transcription factor activity, RNA polymerase II-specific. The record is from RefSeq and is a predicted model, not a curated record. Gene Ontology annotation, biological process: cell differentiation; regulation of transcription by RNA polymerase II. Lineage: Eukaryota; Metazoa; Chordata; Aves; Apodiformes; Trochilidae. The coding region runs from base 164 to 1309 and encodes 381 amino acids. The transcript is spliced from 9 exons. Gene Ontology annotation, cellular component: nucleus.
CAUCGCACAGCCUCCUUGGCCCAGGAGCGGUGGCCAGUGGCUAGUGCCUAGUGGCCAGUGGCUAGUGGCCGGGCAGGGCAGGGCAGGGCAGGGCGCGCUUCUUCUCCCCUCACUGCUCUCCGGAUUACCUGCCGCCCGGGGAUUGCCAGCUCAGAAGGACUUGAUGGCGGGAUCUUGCGAGAUCAGCAACAUCAUCUCCAACUACAUCAGCGCCAUGUACCAGUCGGAGGAGGUGCAGCCAGCCUUGGACAUGCUGGGGCACCUUGGGGACGACGGGACCUUGGGACUGAGCAUAUCCCCCAGCCCACCUCCAGCACAGAGCACAGACAAGUCAGAGUGGUUCAAUGAGCUCCCGUACCUCUGGACCAAGGUGCAGGUGCUGGAGUGGAUCAGCUACCACAUAGAGAAGAACAAGUACGAUGCCAGCUCCAUCGACUUCUCCUGCUGCAACAUGGAUGGGCGCACACUCUGCCACUGCUCCAGGGACCAGAUGCGCCUCAUCUUUGGGGCCCUGGGGGACGAGCUCUACGACCGCCUGCACGAGAUCAGCAUUGCUAAUCCCAGUCCCCCCACCCGUGCAGCCUCUGAUGAGCUGAACUGGAUCAUUGACUUGCUGGAAAAAGAGGAUGUGACUACCCAAGAGACCUUCCUGGACUCCAGCCACCUGGAGAUGGGAAAUCCCUGUGCCAAGGACACCCUGGAGGACAUGAAGCCCACAAACCCUUUCCUAUCUACAGACUUCGCCUGCUUGCCUGGUGCUGUAUCCCCAGGCAGCUCUGAUGUCUCAGGGCCUGUGAUGUCCCACAGCCCCAUCUCUCAGGACUCCGGUGGAAGUGACCUUGACCUCGACCCUACAGAAGCAAAGCUCUUCCCUGAUGAUGAAUUUGCAAGGAGCAAGAAAGUGGACAGCAAACAUGGGAAGCGGAAACGAGGCCGACCCCGAAAACUCAUCAAGAACAGAGAGUGCCUGGAGAGCCGGAAGAGCAAGCACGCCCCAAGAGGUACUCACCUGUGGGAGUUCAUCCGGGACAUCCUGAUCCAUCCUGAGCUGAACGAGGGGCUGAUGAAGUGGGAGGACCGGCGGGAGGGAGUCUUCAAGUUCCUGCGCUCGGAAGCGGUGGCUCAGCUCUGGGGUCAGAAGAAAAAAAACAGCAGCAUGACCUACGAGAAGCUGAGCAGAGCCAUGCGGUAUUACUACAAACGAGAGAUUCUGGAGAGAGUUGACGGGCGACGGCUGGUCUACAAGUUUGGGAAAAACUCCAGUGGAUGGAAGGAGGAGGAGGUGCUCAACAGGAACAAGGAGCUGUAGGAGUCCUGGACAAGCCAGGGUCUGACAAGCCCUUGGGGGCCAGACCCGAGCAGGAAACUUUGCCUGCAGUAUCUGGAAGCUGUUGCCCCGUGCAGCGGGUAAAACUCCGACCUUUGUGUGGGCAUACUGGUGCUGCCAGCACCGAGGUGAUUAGAGCUCCAGUAGGUUAUUGUAAACUAUGUCUCCCACUGAAUUUGUAACUCCCACUGGAGCUGCAGUGGCUUUGGCUGUUUCAAAGCCUGGACAAGUGCAAAGUGGAAGAGAAGUUGGAGGAGCAGCUGGCACCCCAGUGUGAGCCCAGCAAGUCCUUUGCUGUCACCCCCUGCCUGCUGGGCAGCACCACUGGAUCACUUGCCAUCAGACAGACCUUGCAGAUAUCGGGCCCAUCUCUGCUUGCACCCUGUGUCCACCUUCAGCGCCCUGGGAUGGGUGAAGUUCUCCUGAGUGGCAGCUUCUUGGUGUGGCACCUGCUGAAGGAAGAUGGGAACAUUGUGGAAUUUCACUUGGCCCUGGAGAACCAUCCCAGCAGAGAUAACUUAGGACAGUGGGGCCACCCUGCAUUUCCAGCCUGGCUGCCUUCAUCUAGCAUCAGGCCUUUUCCCCCAAACUAGCUUCUAAUUUAUCUAAGACCCCCUCAAAAAAAAA